AGACUAUUUCGCCCCAGAGAACGCAAGAGUCGAACACAAGAAGCCGCAUCCAUAAACCAGCCGAGCCAAGCCCGCUGUCCCCUCCACCAGCAGGCAAGUAUGAACCAUGGUGAGCCGGGGCUAGAGGCCACAGAGUGCGGCGCUGUCUCCGGGGACAUCACGGAGAGAGGAAAGAGGGACGGAGACAAGAGGGACAAGGAGAAGACAGAGAGGAAGGAGGGAGAAGGAGAAGAAGAAGGGAGUGCAGUGGACGACACAACCAGCCUCGAGCAAGAGACACACGACUGUAGCAAGGGGGGCCAAG
Aplysia californica (California sea hare) is the source of this 304-nucleotide messenger RNA. Its product is annotated as cyclic nucleotide-gated cation channel beta-1. NCBI's taxonomy places the organism in Eukaryota, Metazoa, Mollusca, Gastropoda, Aplysiida, Aplysiidae. The record is from RefSeq and is a predicted model, not a curated record.